Messenger RNA from Morchella importuna, 594 nucleotides. RefSeq lists its product as uncharacterized. Lineage: Eukaryota; Fungi; Ascomycota; Pezizomycetes; Pezizales; Morchellaceae. The record is from RefSeq and is a predicted model, not a curated record. Bases 1 to 594 code for a protein of 197 amino acids. The transcript has 2 exons.
AUGUCAGAGACAGUGGAGAGGUGGAAGGGAAAGGACAGAGUGUCAAAAGAGCUGCGACUUUUGGAGCCAAAGAACACUAGUUUCAGACGCUCAGUCGCGAGUGGCUUAUUCACCGGAGAAGUAAGGUUCUGGCUACUUCCUAGCCUAAUGAUGCGUGAAGGAUACGAUAUAAGUUUACUGCCGGCAGCCAUUACUAGUAAAAUGUGCGACGGUAGAAGCUGGAGGGGUGAAGGCAAAGGAUUUCCAGGGGAAUUGUGUACUUUUGGAAACCACAGGGUGGCAGUUCGUGUAUUGGGGCUGGAGGUGGGGAGUAGUGCUGGCGGUAUAGCCAACAUUAUAGCUAUAUCAUCCUUCGCGGUCACCGACCACAGCAAAUACCAGUCUUUCUUAAACACCCUACGAAAUCGUCCCGAUGUAUUAAGGACAGCAAUCUCCCAUUGCAAGGAAUCCUAUGAGGAUAACCGUGCAGCGCAACACGUCAACAAUCAGGAAACCCCCUUUGUCUAUCGAGCAAUGCGUGACGAUGAGGACUCCAAGAUGCUGAUCAAAGGGGGGUAUGGUUAUCAGAGAUGCAACAAAGAGUAUAUGGUUUAA